Messenger RNA from Trichomonas vaginalis G3, 1308 nucleotides. Its product is annotated as protein ubiquitination. NCBI's taxonomy places the organism in Eukaryota, Parabasalia, Trichomonadida, Trichomonadidae. The coding region runs from base 1 to 1308 and encodes 435 amino acids. Gene Ontology annotation, molecular function: protein binding. The transcript has a single exon. The record is from RefSeq and is a predicted model, not a curated record.
AUGUCUGAUCAAGACGCUUAUCCACACAAAUACAACAAAUUGCGGAGUAUCUACAACUACUAUAUCGAUUCAUAUAUUGCAUUGUAUCAGUUGAAAACAGAAACAGAAGAAGAAUUAAUGUCAAUUUUCAAAAUGAUCAAAACAGAAUUGAUUGAUUCAAAUAAACAUCCACCACAAAAUAUUAUAAAAGACAUUUUAAAUAUCAUUCCGUAUAAUAAUCGCUAUACAAAGUCAUAUUUACUUCUUGCCAAACUCAUAUCUGAUGAAUAUCAUAUCAAAGAGGUCAACAAGAUCACAACUAUUUCAAACUUCCUGUUUUAUAAAGAAUAUGGAAUUAAAUUAGACAAGUCUGAUGAUUUUGAAAAAAAAAUUAUAGGAAAUCUCGAUAUUCAUACAGAAAAUACAAUUUAUAGGACAAUUAUGAAUAAUGACAAAGAAAGAUUCAUUGCUUUCACAGAAAUGGAAGGUUUUGAUAAAAAUCAAAAAUUUUAUAGCGAAUUUUAUCCAGAUUAUAAUGGUAAAUUAUAUUCAUUACUUGAAUUAUGUUGUUACCAUGGAGCAGUUGAUUGUUUCAAGUUAUUAAGAACGAAAUUUAACUCAGAAAUAACUGAAACAUGUCUGGAAUUUUCAUUUUUAGGAGGAAAUCAAGAGAUCAUGAGUGAAUGUUUGAAAUAUCAAAAACCAGAUUAUACUUGCAUGGAAUAUGCAAUUAUUUCACACAACAUUGAUUUUGUUACAUUCUUGAUGAAUGAGUACAAUAUUAAGAUCGAUUUAGAAUAUUGCGGAAAAUAUAAAAAUCUUGAUUCUUUUUUAGUUUAUUUUGAUCAAACUAAUGAUAUUGAUAAAUGCUUUGUUUAUUCAGUGAUGUUUAAUAUUCCAUCUCUUUUAGAAUAUUUACUUUCACAUGGUGCGAAUAUCAAUAAAAAGGAUCAAAUUAGAAGAACAGCACUUCAUUUUGCAGCACAUUAUAAUUAUAAAGAAAUUGCAGAAGUUCUUAUUUCACAUGGUGCGAAUAUCAAUGUAAGGGAUCGAAUUGGAAGAACAGCACUUUAUUAUUCAGUAUGUUAUAAAAGUAAAGAACUCCUUGAACUUCUUAUUUCACAUGGUGCGAAAAUCAAUGAAAAAAAUGUAUUAGGAGACACCGCACUUCAUAUUGCAGCUUGUAAAAAUUAUAAAGAAAUUGCAGAAGUUCUUAUUUCACAUGGUGCGAAUAUCAAUGAAAGGGGAAGAACAGCACUUUAUAUAGCAGAAUCAAUAAAAAGUAAAGAACUCUUUGAACUUCUUACUUCACAUGGUGCAAAAAAAUAA